Messenger RNA from Plasmodium inui San Antonio 1, 2292 nucleotides. RefSeq lists its product as hypothetical. The transcript is spliced from 7 exons. Gene Ontology annotation, molecular function: protein binding. NCBI's taxonomy places the organism in Eukaryota, Apicomplexa, Aconoidasida, Haemosporida, Plasmodiidae. The coding region runs from base 1 to 2292 and encodes 763 amino acids. The record is from RefSeq and is a predicted model, not a curated record.
AUGGAGACAAUUCUUAGAAAACUCAGAAGAUCCAGUCGAAAAAAAAAAAAAAUGGUAGAAGUUGACAUCAUUGACGAGGGGGAUUGGGCCCAUGCGAAGACGCUCGACUUGGAAGGAGACCCGUUUGGCUACUCUGAUAAGACCAAAAAAAAAAGUGUUAGGAAAAACGAACGCGAAAAUGAAAAGCGAGAAGCGAGCUCAGACGACGUUUACACAUUCAAUGAUGACUUGGGGGAUAACAGCACUCAUACCGUGGGAAAAUAUCUGGCGAGGUCCCUCUCACGAGGAAAUGAAGACGUAACGAAUGGAAGCACCGAUUUUGCAAAUGAGUACUACGUAAAGAAGAAGAGAAGCGAGAGACAUGGACACGUCAACGGGGACAAGUACGAACGUGACGACACGCACGAAUAUAGAAUCGGCCGCAAAAAGGGCGCCACUAGGCACGCGGACCUCCAGUUUGAAAAAUACGCCGGCGAAACGAAGGAGUUCUCGGAAGUCGAGGAGGAAGUGGACUCCUAUCCCGAGGUCGACAUGGACGCCAUGCAUGAAGAGCUGUCCAAGGGGGGUGCUCACGAGGAGCAUGAGUAUCUAGGGGAUGAGGAGGAAGAGUACGCUUAUGUUGAGGCGGACGUGAAACAGGAAUAUGAUGAACAGGGGGUAGACGAAUAUGCAGAUGAAGCGGUCGAAGAAUAUGCAGAUGAGGAAGUCGAAGAAUAUGCAGACGAAGAGCCUGACGAAGAGGCUAACGAGGAACUCCCUGAAGUGGACGGGGGGGUGAACUCUAUGCACCAUCGAGAGAGGCGCAAGGGCUGCCUCAGGCAAGGACAAGUCGAAAAGCACAAGAAAACGAUGUCGGACGAACAACAAGGAACAAGCAUCACAGACAGAAAAACGACAGAUACACUGGAAGAGUCAGAAGGAAAAGAAGAAUACGUAGAGGAAAAACUAGAAGUAUAUAACAAUGAGGAGAUAGACGAACAAGUCGAAAUUGCACACGUCAAAGGAAAAGGGAGGUGUAUGUUUACAAAAAAAAACAUAGAUGCAGGGAGCAUUAUAUUUGUGGAGAAACCGUUGAUAAUUAUUACCCCCGAUUUGAAUGAAGAGUUAUGGGUAUAUUUAAAUAAAUUGAACAAUGAAGAAAGUUUCGAGUUACCUCUCAAGUGGCACUACGCUGCAUUAUGCACCAUUACGACACUUAACGAUAGUGAUUUCAGGGCUUGUAUCGACAAAUGGAUUCCUGAACCCGAUAGAGACGCAGAUGCAGAUGUAUUCAACGUGCUGAAUAAGGUGUGCGAUAAAAAGUUCGCAAAAAAUGGGAAGCUGCAAUAUUUUUUUAUGAAGAAAAUGAUAGACCCAAAAAUAUACGACAGGAUCAUACAGGUGUGGCACUACAAUGCCUUUGGCCAUCACACGGACAAUGAAGGACUGGUCCUGUACAACCGAAUUUCCAUGCUCGCCCACAGCUGCAACUCGACUGCCUGCUGGCAUUACGGAAGCGACGACAGCUUUGUCUUGCGCGCCAGAGUGAAGCUGUCGGUGGGGGAUGAGCUCACCAUAUCCUACCUCGGAGACGACGACUUGUACAAGUCCUCCAACAUAAGAAGAGAAAAGCUUAUCAACUGGUUAUUCGUUUGCAUGUGCAGCAGAUGUACAAACCCGAUUGACAAGUCAAGGGGGUUCAAAUGUUCCACGUGCGGCAUAGGCACCUUCUUCAUCAAGAGCGAGUACCAUGAUGAAAUUCCCAUAGUGACCAAGUGCAACAUCUGCGAAUCGGAAGUAUCGGAGUCCAUGGCAUAUGAAUACAUCGAGUACGAGAAAAGUUACAUAGAGAGAUUGCAAGACACAGACAAAACAGACCUGGCAGAUGCAUUGGCAGUGUAUGUCCAGGCAGAAAAAAUAUUUACACAGCACUGGAUUAUGUACCAGUUAUACACAAUAUUAUUUGAGGGGUACAGAGACACAUGCAAUUGGGAGAAGGCUAUAUAUUAUCAGACGCAGCGAAUCAAAUAUGCCGUGGAAGUCAUUCCAAGGGCAAAUUAUGUGCUGGCUUGGUUAUACGAGGAAUUGGGGGAGGUUCACGCGAAUUCCAUAAGCACUGAGAUUUUGCAGUCGGAAAGGGACUUCACCAUCUCGUAUGAGGAGAAGAAGAGAAUCUGCUCGCACUUCCUGAAGUCUAUUCACCUGCUGGAAAUCCUCUGCGGGUAUUCCCACGACUACCUGAAGGAUUCAUUAAAUAAAUACUACCGCAUCGACAGUUUAACGAGCAAGGAUGCUCCGCAAAUCGAGGAGUAA